AUGGAACAGCCGAUUAUCAUACAGAUAGAAAGUAUUUACUACCCUGUUCUUGCAACCAUUGGCAUUCCGGCUAAUGUGUUAACAAUUGUGAUUCUCUCCCGUGGACGUUGUGAUCUCUCCAAAUGCGUCACUCGAUACCUGGUGGGUAUGGCAGCAGCGGAUUUAUCUUUGCUGCUGUUUGCUGUAAUACUCUACGAGAUUAAGGAUUAUUAUUUUCCAUAUUCAUUCCUCAACUACACACCAAUUUGCAGCCUUAACCUCACCCUGUAUUUGGCUUCAGUUGACUGGUCUGUCUGGUGUACAGUCGCAUUCACCUUUGAUCGAUAUGUUGCUAUUUGUUGUCAAAAGCUCCGAACAAGCUAUUGUACCGUUAAAAGUGCAAAUGUGGUUAUAGCAGUGAUAUUUGUUUUGAGCAUCUUGGAGACCACUCCGCUGUAUUUUAUCUUCAAUCCUCGUGAAAUAAUUGGUAACCUACCGUGGUCCUGUGGUGUGAAAACAAGCUUUCACACCCUGCCAAUAUGGAUAGCAUAUUGGUGGUUGGAAAUUAUUUUAACCCCAUUUCUUCCUUUUGUUUUGAUAUUACCAUUGAACGUACUGACUAUCAGGCACAUAGUACUCGCAAACACUGUCAGAAGGGGACUCCGAGGAAAGAACAAAGGUCAGAAGCUUGACGAUCCGGAGAUGGAGAGUCGGAGAAAAUCUAUGAUUAUACUGCUGGCCAUAUCUGGCAAUUUUAUACUUUUAUGGAGUGCGUCCUUUGCAUUCUACGUUUGUGUACAAUUUAAAGCCGCGGAAUUUUUAGUAACAAAUUACAAUGAUUCAUUUACUAUUCUCGAACAAUCAGGAUACAUUCUCAGGACUUUGAGUUGCUGCACAAACACCUUCAUAUAUGCAGUUUCCCAGCGUAAAUUCAGGGAUGAGCUAAAGCUAAUGAUUAUGCAUCCCCUAGCUGUUAUAAUACAUUUAUGCAAGUUAAAUUCGUCACUGAACUAA
Molecule: messenger RNA, 993 nt
Organism: Rhincodon typus (whale shark)
Lineage: Eukaryota; Metazoa; Chordata; Chondrichthyes; Orectolobiformes; Rhincodontidae
Product: probable G-protein coupled receptor 139
Exons: 2
Coding region: 1-993 (330 amino acids)
Biological process (GO): G protein-coupled receptor signaling pathway
Cellular component (GO): membrane
Molecular function (GO): G protein-coupled receptor activity
Source: RefSeq, a predicted model, not a curated record